Molecule: messenger RNA, 2380 nt
Organism: Plectropomus leopardus (leopard coralgrouper)
Lineage: Eukaryota; Metazoa; Chordata; Actinopteri; Perciformes; Serranidae
Source: RefSeq, a predicted model, not a curated record
CCAAACUUUGGCUCGGGUGGAGGCCAGCCCCUCCUGGCGCUGCCUCCCACUCCUCCCCAGGCCCAGCCCCCCAACAUCAACCGACAGCCCCCGGUGUCCCAGCCAUACCGAGGCAUCAUGGGUCCUAGCCACAGCAUGAUGCAGCCUCCCACCAGCAAGAUGGACAUGGAUCUGAAACUCUUUGGCAGCGGGAUGGAUGUGAAGCCCGGAACGCCUCCCGUUGGCGCCAGGAGCACUACACCCACCUCCAGCCAUUACAGAGCCAGUUCCACGUCUCCUAGCAGCCAGUCUAGUAAAAUCAACAGCAUGCUGUACCAGAAGCAGUUUCAGCCCAGCUCUGCCGGCAUGAGAAUGACACAGCACUUCCCCGGCCAGUUCAACCCACAGAUUCUGUCUCAGCCCAACAUCGUCUCUCCUCUGGUUCGACCUCCUCACGCUAACUCGUUUGCAGGAGGUGUCCAGCGCUCUCCCAUGGGCCCUCCAAUGUCACCCAAUGUGGGUGGCGGUCUCAUGCCCCAUCCCCGACCACAGCACCCACAGCACAGCCAGCACCCUCCCCGAGGACCUCCCGGCCCCUCGCUUGCACCCAGAGGCACACAGGCGGCUCUGAAGGCUGAACAGGACCUAAAGGCGAAGCAGCGGGCCGAGGUGCUCCAGUCCACUCAUAAGUUCUUCUCAGAGCAGCAACAGCAGCAACAGCAGCAACUCAAGGCCCCGCAAGUCAGCAAAGUGUCACGGCUCGAUCAGGGGGGCAAACCCCCGCUCGACAGCUCCGCCUCGAACCACCAGGCGGUGGGUGACCGCCCAGAUUCUGACAAACCCCCCAUGUCCACGGCCAAGCCCAUACGGACUGGCCCCAUUAAACCGCAGGCCAUCAAACCAGAAGAGGGCAAGUAAAGAGCCGGCGAACCUCUUCGGAUGACAAUAUGAAUGGACGGAAGAGAGGAAGAGAGAGAAUCUAGCCCCAUUCACUCGGUCACCACCUCAUAUCAGCCCUGGGGGACAGCGUGGGGGAGGAGGAUGAGUCGAUGCUAGUGGUUACUGAGAGUAGGCGCCGUCCUGCGUACACAUAAUCCUCUUCCUCUUCUUUCUUCCCCUGUCUUGUCCCACUGUAGGUGGCGGCGUUUGAGUUGGAUUCUUCCAUCAUAUUUAGAGUGCCGAUAAAAUGGCUGCACAAGUUGUUCCAUAGAGAUCUACUGAGACGGUAGAUAAGAGGAGAGAUGGAAAGAGAAAAUUUGAAAUGAGAUUUGCUGCUGAGUUUGCCAUUUUUAUAGCUCUUGAUUUAUUUUUAUUUUUAUUUUCCCCCAAAUAGGAUCACGCAUAUUAUAGGAGAAACCUUGUUUUGUUAACGAAAGAUAUGAAUCAGUUUUGUUUUUGUAGUCGAAACAAUCUUGUUAAGGAGACGUCAUUUAGUGAAGCACACUUUUUUUUGUUGCCCAAUCUCCCAUCAUAACUAAUCCAGAGAUUUUGUGCACGUGGAAUUGCACCUCAUUACGCUCACUCAACGGUUUCAUCCACCGCACAGAGACAUGAAAUCAGAAAAUCUCGUCAUUUUUUGUUUGUUUGUUUUUUUUUUGUUUUUACCAGAACGGAAAUGUGAAAAUUACAGCAGUUGAUUGAAAUUAAUGAUUGAUUUAUUGAUUUGUGAGCCUUUGCUCCUGCCUUCUGCUCUCAUCUCCUUGCCUCAGAAUUACUGGUGUGUUGGGGUGCGCGCGUGUGUGCGUGUGUGUGUGUUUGUGUGUGUGUUGGGUGUGUGUUUGUGGUAUAAACAGGGGGAAAGCUCGUAGCUGGACUCUUCUUGUAUAUUUAGCCAAAGGUUAAAGCAGCGCAGAGAUGAUGUCACAGCCUUUUUAUUAGGAUUGCUGUUGCUGUGGCAGCAGAGUUUUGAUUUGACUCACACGGAUGAUGUAUGAUCACUACAUACAGCUGUUCCAGUUUAGGAGCUACUGUCACACACCCUUUCACUGCUUUCUCGCCCAUCCUUGCUGUCACACAAACACACACCUACACACACUUCACUGUAAAGCACCCAGACCUGCUGCUAUUGACUGAUUUCAGUGCCCUUAGCUAGAGAAUAGCAGGAUAGGGCUAUUUAGAGGAGUAGAAACGGUGAGGAGUUGAUUGUUGAAUAACACUUUUGAGUGUGUGUAUGUCAACCCUCACGACGAGGGGGAACAAGAACAGGACGGAGAACAAGGAAACAUGAUAUGAGAAGCCUCAAGUUCAGAAGCGUUCGGGCAGAAGGACACUUAUUGUUUUGUUGUCUUUACUGAUGAGAGCAAUCAGUGCUGUUUUCUGUCUCUGCCUCACCUCCGCUGGCUGUCCCACCCACAAUGCUUUCAUCUCGGGGUUGUGGCGACAAGGGUCCUUCAGAAAUGUA